AAUUUGUUUAUGUACAUUUUUUUUCGAAGAAUUAGAUUUUAGAAAUGUAAAAUAAAUACUAUUUUGAAAGUGCAAUAGGAAAAAAAGGUCUGCUGUUACAGAAAAAAUUAAAUUCUCAGAAGUUGUUUAAUUUCUGAUCCCAGAAAUGAAUCGCUUCGUUACUUAAAGAAAAAAAUAUUUUUAAUGUUUAAAAUCUAAGUAUCCUAACAAACCAAAUCAUUCAUGUCUGGUGUGAGCAUCUAUUGCUAAUUAAUCAAAGUGAAAAUUGAUAAUUUUUAUUUAUUCAGAAAGUAAAAUAGACUUCUUUCACCAUCAUGUCCGGGCUGGAAGAGGUAGGCAUUCCUGGCAAGGACUACUUGCGUGAGGCACUCACUAACUGUGCUGAUCCCCUCAAGGCUAUCGAGGAUUUCCAGACAGAGAAUGGUAUUCUGUUGCCCUCCUUAAGACCAAUGCUGCCCCUAUUGGACCGUCACAGUGUUCCACGGUUGGAAUUUCACCUCUCUGUGCUUGAAGAGUUGAAGGAGACCCUCGUAGUUCAGAUUGAAAACCUCUCCAGACAGGAAGGCAGGGAGAAGGAGAAGAAGCUCAAGGAAUUGCUGCAUAAGUGUUUUGUCCUCAUCCAUGUUCCAAAGAUCAAACCUGUAGUACUGUGCAUCCUUAAACAUAUGGAUAGGGUGGAUGAGGAGUAUCUGGAAACACUGGUUGGCAACAAGCAGCUUUAUGAUGAAUGUGAUGUUCAGGUAAAGCGCCAGAUCUGGCAGGAUAACCAGUCGUUGUUUGGGGAUGAGGUGUCGCCACUCUUGACCCAGUACAUAAAAGAGAAAGAAGAUCAAUUGUUCAAGCACUGUGAUCCUCCAGAGAGCUUUUUUGCCCCUUCCCCCAGGCAGAGACGGCAAGGGGAAGUAGUGCGGAAACUACUCACCAUGAUAGGCCACAAUGUGCGUCUAUACGACAUGGUACUGCAGUUCCUCAGGACACUGUUUCUGAGGACCAAGAAUGUGCACUAUUGCACACUCCGCUCUGAACUACUUAUGGCACUGCACGAUCUAGAAAUCCAGGAAAUCACCCAUGUAGAUCCAUGCCACAAGUUCACCUGGUGUCUAGACGCCUGUAUCAGAGAGAAGAACGUUGAUGUCAAGCGUUCCCGGGAGCUCCAGGGAUUUCUUGACAGCAUCAAGAGGGGGAAUGAACAAGUAUUGGGAGAUCUAUCCAUGACCUUGUGUGAUCCUUAUGCAAUAAAUUUCUUAGCCACCUCUGCACUCAAAAUCAUCACCUACCUCAUCAGUCAGGAAGGAUAUGCCAGGGAAAAUGCAGUUCUAGUUCUAUUGCUGCGCAUGCUGGCACUGGGACUGCAAGCUUGGGAGAUGAUUAGCACUCAGGUUUUCAAGGAACCAAAGUUGGAUGUUCAGUUGGUAACAAAGUUCCUACCUUCUCUAAUGUCGCUUAUGGUCGACGAUCAGAUUAGGGCCAUUAAUUCAAAGCUUCCUCGUGAUGACAGGGAAUCAGCCAUUACAACCAUCGAGCAUUUUGGGCCUCCUCCAGAUGCCUACCAGGCCUACAUCCAGGAGAAUGGAGUGGCUUCUGUCCUUGCCAUGUACUACACCCUGCAAAAUGCCCGCCAAAAAGAUAGACAUGGCCUGAUGCGUGUCCUGGGCACUCUGGCUCUGUGCGAGAAUGACCGUGCUUUUGAGGACCCUUUCAUUAACAGCCUGAUCUGCUUCCUGGCUACCAACUUGGUGGAGGAGUUUGCCUGCGAAGACUUCUGUACAGUGGUAUUUGACGAGUUCUUCCUGACCGGUCUAGCUAAGGAAAAUGUAGUGGGUCACAUCUUGAAACUCCUGUUCUAUGUAUACCCCAAGCUACCCCCCAGCAGGCUGGAUGGGGUGAUGAAGGCAUUACAGCCUUGUGCGCAGCACUAUGAAAGCAUCCAACCAGCUUUCCAAGAGAUCCAAAAGCUUUUGAAAAACCACCAGCCAGUAUGCAUUCCUAAGCCAAUGGAAGUGGAUUCUCCUCUCUUGAGUGUCCCCACUCCUGCACCAGUAUAGGAACAUAAGAACUGAAGUCAUUCAAAUAAAAUGACAAAAGAGUUUCCCACCAAGGUAUGAUUAUUAAGGAGUUACAAGGAUGCAAUUAAUUCUGUCUUGGAAUUCCUCAUUGAACAGAACAAGUUGGAACUUUUUGCUGAAAUAUAGACUGCUGGAAACUACUUGACCAAAAACAAGUUCGACUUGUGUCUUUCUAGGAUGCAUUCAAGAUGAGCUUUUAAAAUAAAUAAAAAAUCUAUUUGGAAAAUAGAUUUGCCUAUUCAUAAGCAAUUUUGUAUUUUUUACCCU
Messenger RNA from Uloborus diversus, 2333 nucleotides. It is a transcript of the gene NELF-B, whose product is annotated as negative elongation factor B-like. Gene Ontology annotation, biological process: negative regulation of transcription elongation by RNA polymerase II. The transcript is spliced from 11 exons. Bases 315 to 2045 code for a protein of 576 amino acids. The record is from RefSeq and is a predicted model, not a curated record. Lineage: Eukaryota; Metazoa; Arthropoda; Arachnida; Araneae; Uloboridae. Gene Ontology annotation, cellular component: nucleus; NELF complex.